AUGAGUUCUGUCUCACUGAUGGAGUGGAAUGGUAAACCCCAGUUACAGUGGGACUGGGAGAACCUGAUAAUGUUCAAUGCAAUGACAACUGAAAAUUCAAAGCAGUUAAGCCCAACGGAUUUUGAAACUGAUGGAGAAAAAGGAACCGACUCUGGGUUUCUAUAUUCAUCUGGGAGUGCGAGCAGAAGCGGUGGCUCUAGCUCUGAUUUGGAACUUGCUUCUUUCUCAAAGAGCUCAAAGUCAGCUUCCAUCAAUUCUUCAUCAGCUGGGGAAGUUAAAACAUCCAAAUUCACUUUGGACGCCUCUAAAGCAAAUCCAUCUGAUUACAAUAAGAAAGAAUCUGCAAAGGCUAAGGCAGCUGGUACUUCUCCCGUGCUUGAGGCUUCAGUUGGUUCAGGCGACCAGCUGCUUGGUUUGAAGCUUGGAAAACGAACAUACUUUGAAGACACUUGUGCUGGGAGCAAUGCUCAGUCUUCAUCAUUUUCUACAGUUCCUGUGCCCUCUUUUACUCCAGUAAAGAAAUUGAAAUCCUGUAAUCAGACUCAGCGUAUUCUACGGUGUCAAGUGGAAGGCUGUAACCUUGACCUUUCAUCAGCUAAAGACUAUCAUCGGAAACAUAGGGUUUGUGAAAGCCAUUCAAAGUGCCAGAAGGUCAUUGUAGCUGGGUUGGAACGCAGGUUUUGCCAGCAGUGUAGCAGGUUCCAUGGUCUGUCAGAGUUCGAUGAAAAGAAGAAAAGCUGCCGCAGGCGACUUUCUGAUCACAAUGCAAGACGCCGCAAACAAUCAGGAUCAGUCCAUUUGAAUCCAUCAAGACUGUCUUCCUCGUUUUUUGAUGAGAGGCAACGGAUGAGUCUUGCUUGGGACAGGGCACCACUUGUUCAUGCCAGGCCUAAUGCAAAUUUGACAUGGGAUAGCACGUCCAUCUCCAAGUUCACUAUAACAAAAGAGUAUAUAACAAAGCCUGCAGAAAUUGGCGGUAGUGAUGGGCAGCUCCACUUGCCUGGCACUGAUCUGACAAAUGGCAUUGCUAAUCAGCACCAUCAUAAGUCUAAUGGCUCCGUAUCCAAGGCCAAGGGCAGUGCAGCUGAGGUUCUCAACCAAGUUAGAGUUCAAUGCCAAAAUACGGCUUUGGCAUUUGUCAUGGACCUGGAAUGUGCUUUUAACCAAUGUGAUAAACUAUAUGUUGUGACUGCAGGUUGGGAAGAACCCAUCAUUCCAUCCAAAGCGAAACCAGCACCAGAAUUUCAUCGUGCUCUCUCUCUUCUGUCAAACAAUUCAUGGGGUUCAUGUGAGCCACAAUCAAUUUCAUUUGAACAACCCAUGCAUAUGAGUCACACCAGCAUGCCUCAGUCUGUGCUGCAAGUUAUACCCCAAAGCUCACCGCUUGCUUCAUCAGAGUGUUGGAGGACUGAGCGACCGUCAGCAGACUCUCAAAUGCAUACCUUGACUUCACACACUGAUGGUAGCAGUUACUUUCAAGAGUUUCGGCUGUUAAGAACGUCAAACGGGAAUGAAUUCUAUUCCAGCCAGAUGAACUGA
Molecule: messenger RNA, 1539 nt
Organism: Dovyalis caffra
Lineage: Eukaryota; Viridiplantae; Streptophyta; Magnoliopsida; Malpighiales; Salicaceae
Source: the annotation of a GenBank genome assembly